ACAAAAUCCCGCGAACAGUACAAAGGUUUUCGUAAACAUUCAAGGCUGACUGCAAGUGCUUAAUUUUAUGUGAUAAACUGUUGAAUAAUGCAAUGUGCAAUUUGUUUGCAACCCGAUCGAAGUGCGAAAAGUCCUGUUUACGGCGACUGCAUCAUCGAAAGCCUUGACAGGAUCAGGACCCAUUACCUCCAUAUCAAAUCUCAGCUCGAUGAAAGGCAAUCACAAAUCGAGCAGCUUCGCACCAUCAACGAGAGACUAUCCAAUCAGCUAAAGUCCUCAAAAUGCUCCCCAAAGCGAAGGAAGACCAACUCCUUCGAGGACAGUCCUGCCGUGUCCGAGAAGUCUUCCGUAGAUUGCUUAAACGAAGCCAUCAAAGCUGAAGCAAGUUGGGAUGAAUCGUUUUUCGUGGCAACCCAAGAGUCAAAAGCGGCGACUCCGCAAAGUGUCCUUAAGCAUUUAAACCGGAGUUCGCAAAACAAUACUCCGCCGCCCUCAUCAACAAAACCUCCGUCCACGGCUGGGGGAUUUCUUCCACGACGCUUGAGAGGUACCCCGCUAAGCUCCAAACAACGAAACUUGAAAUCGCCGGUUGGAAUUGAAAAUAAAAGCCCCAAAUGGACGUCGAAGGAGGACCUUAAGUCGUCGGAUAACAGAGGCGGGUUGGUCAAACGUGAAUGGAAUCUGUCCUUUAUUCAACCGUCGGCACCGCAGAACAGAGACAAGAGUCCACGUUGUGAGAAAAGUCCGAAGGAAAAGAAGAAUGUGCUGUCGCUGAAGAAGGAGGUCAACUUGAAGCAGACCCGGCUGAAAUUCGAUACUUCGAGGGUGGAGGAAGACGAUGGAGAGGAGACAAUUGUGCCAGAGACUGAUGCAACGUUUUGUGGCGAUUUGAUUGCCGCGAGCCCAACAUCCCUUACGGCUGGGAGUCACGAAUCAACGAAGUCUAGGACUGUAAGAAAACUUGGUCGUAAUCGCUUGCCAGCAACACAUGAAACAACUAAGAAAAAUCAAUUUGGAGGAUUAAACUUGAAAACUGAACCGCAAUCACAAGUGAAAAAAGUUAUAAAUUUCGACGCGAAACCAUCGAACCCAAAACCUAUACAAUCACGACUUGCAGAACCGGGGUCGAAAAAAGAAGGCCAUGACACACUGACCGGAAUUGAGCCACAUUCUGACUCCAGUGUUUGUAUUUUACCAUCACAAUCUAAUGACGUUAUUUUGGUGGAAGAUUCACACGCGGAUGCAGAUAUCAAUAUCGAUUCUGCUGCUCUUUUGGACGAAAUGCUGAUAAUGUCAGACGAAACUUCAGAUUUCCUAAGGAAAAUUGAAGAGAAGUGCAUUUCGAACAUCAAAAAUCAGCAAGAUAAGCAGAAAACCCUCCCAAAUACUCAAUCUGGCAAUGAUUCACCUGGAAUUCUUCCAAAGGCAAAAGAUUUCAAGAUUACCCCUAAGCUGAGGCAAGCUGAUGUCACGAAAGGUAGCCCCAGUCUUAGUCCGUCGAAGGUUGCACUGCCAAAACAAGAAACUAAGCUAGCAAAAUCGGAUGCUGAUAACCAUGCGCCCAAAAUCAUUCCCAAAUGGAAUUGUAAGGAAUGCGAAGCGUAUUAUACAGUAGCUGGUCGCACUAUGCCUGAACAAGAACUCUUAAAGCGCAUGAAACAUUGUGUGGAGAACCAUAAACGAUCGUUGUGUGAAACGCCGGACGGUUUUUGGAAUCUGAGCUUCCCGCCCAGCCAAGAGGAUGAUCCCAGAUAUCAGACGUUUGUUGACAAGAAACAUGCGGAGAAGAAACGAAAUGGAUAGCAAAGUAAAACAGUUUUCAGUUAUUUUGUCUCAUUGAAACGUAGACACAUUAUAUUGUCGUAUCAUUCAUUUAUUGUAUUUACAAAUAUGUAACCUCUAAUGAGGUAAAACGAAAUAAAACAAUAUUUUGUACAAUUUUUACAAA
Messenger RNA from Hermetia illucens (black soldier fly), 1948 nucleotides. RefSeq lists its product as uncharacterized. The coding region runs from base 88 to 1803 and encodes 571 amino acids. The record is from RefSeq and is a predicted model, not a curated record. The transcript is spliced from 6 exons. NCBI's taxonomy places the organism in Eukaryota, Metazoa, Arthropoda, Insecta, Diptera, Stratiomyidae.